Otolemur garnettii (small-eared galago) is the source of this 927-nucleotide messenger RNA. RefSeq names its product inositol monophosphatase 2 (gene IMPA2). The coding region runs from base 61 to 927 and encodes 288 amino acids. The transcript has 8 exons. Gene Ontology annotation, biological process: phosphatidylinositol phosphate biosynthetic process; signal transduction; inositol metabolic process. Gene Ontology annotation, molecular function: inositol monophosphate 1-phosphatase activity. NCBI's taxonomy places the organism in Eukaryota, Metazoa, Chordata, Mammalia, Primates, Galagidae. The record is from RefSeq and is a predicted model, not a curated record.
GGGUCCCGUCCCUGGGCCCGCAGAAGAGGGCUGAAGGUGGCAGGGUCCGGCGAGGCCGCGAUGAAGCUCUGCGGCGAGGACGCGGCGGCCCCCGCGGGGGACCCCUGGGAGGAGUGCUUCCAGGCCGCGGUGCAGCUGGCGCUGCGGGCUGGACAGAUCAUCAGAAAAGCCCUCACUGAGGAAAAACGUAUUUCAACAAAAACGUCAACUGCAGAUCUUGUGACAGAAACGGAUCACCUAGUGGAAGACUUAAUUAUUUCCGAGUUGAGAAAAAAGUUCCCUUCACACAGGUUCAUUGCAGAAGAGGCUGCAGCCUCCGGGGCCAAGUGUGAGCUCACCCACAGCCCCACCUGGAUCAUCGACCCCAUUGAUGGCACCUGCAACUUUGUGCACAGGUUCCCUGCCGUGGCAGUCAGCAUCGGCUUUGCUGUUCACCAAGAGCUUGAAUUCGGAGUGAUUUACCACUGCAUGGAGGAGCGGCUAUACUCGGGCCGGCGGGGCCGGGGCGCCUUCUGUAACAGCCAGCGGCUGCAGGUCUCCAGAGAGACAGAUCUCUCCAAGGCCUUGGUUCUAACAGAAAUUGGCCCCAAGCGUGACCCUGCAACUCUGAGACUGUUCCUGGGCAACAUGGAGCGGCUGCUGCAUGCCAGCGCUCACGGGGUCCGCAUGAUUGGAAGCUCCACCUUGGCACUCUGUCACCUGGCCUCAGGUGCUGCCGAUGCCUAUUACCAGUUUGGCCUGCACUGUUGGGACCUGGCAGCUGCCACGGUCAUCAUCAGAGAAGCAGGCGGCAUUGUGAUGGACACUUCUGGUGCACCCCUUGACCUCAUGGCAUGCAGAGUGGUUGCUGCUGGCACAAGGGAGAUGGCCAUGUUCAUAGCUCAGGCCUUACAGACUAUUAACUACGGGCGUGACGAUGACCAGUGA